AUAAUAGUACUCGGUCCCUGACCACGCAUCACCUACUUGGUGGGAAGCCAUGGCCAUUGCAGGGACAACUCCUUCUUCACCAUUUCUGGGCCACGUUCCUUUCCACAUUGUAAUUGGGAAAUCCUCAUUUGCUCAAUUUACCCACAAUUCACUGUUUCGGGGUUCAAAAACAACUGUCAAGGUUCUUCUUCCUCUUGGGGAAUUCACUUCCAUUUGGUUUCCUCAAUCUCAGAGGUUUCGCCAGAGAAGUCGGAUUCGUGCCACAGGAAAUCCGAGUAUGCGAUCAGCCGGAGGAGCGAUACGGACGUUGUUAAUCACCGGCGUUAGCCGAGGGUUGGGAAAAGCCCUAGCCCUAGAAUUGGCAAAGAGAGGACACUACAUCAUCGGCUGUGCUCGUUCUCAGGACAAGCUCAAUGCCUUCCAAACCGAGCUCGCUUCCUCUACGAAUCCUCCUUCAGAAAACAAACACCUCCUCAUGAGCGUCGAUGUGAGUUUAAAUAGCAGCGUUGAAGAGUUCGCACGUGCUGUUAUGGAGAAAAAGGGCGUUCCUGAUAUCAUCGUGAACUGUGCGGGAACUAUUAAUAGGAACAACAAACUUUGGGAAGUGCCAGCUGAAGAGUUUGAUUCUGUCAUUGAUACUAAUCUGAAAGGAACUGCAAAUGUUCUGCGUCACUUUAUUCCCCUAAUGCUUGAGAAGAAGCAAGGAGUGAUCGUAAAUAUGUCUUCUGGAUGGGGAAGAUCUGGCGCAGCACAGGUGGCACCUUAUUGUGCUUCAAAAUGGGCAAUUGAAGGUUUGACAGCAUCAGUUGCGAAGGAGUUGCCCCCUGGAAUGGCAGCUGUUGCACUUAAUCCUGGUGUCAUUUACACGGACAUGCUUCAGUCAUGCUUUGGCAAUUCAGCAUCCCUAUAUCAGACACCUGAGUCAUGGGCUCCAAAGGCGGCUAAUAUGAUACUAAAUCUAACCAUGGCUGAUAAUGGGGCAUCUCUCUCGGUGUAAGUUUACACAAUUAAGCGACAUACUAGCUUUAGCAGGCAGCAGAAUGAUGGAAACCACCAGUUUUUACCUUCGUUGAGUGUGAUGCCAUAGGAAAUUUGAAACAUUUGUAAUGUUUUGAGAAACUUUAAGAGGGAAUUUAGGCUUUAUGUAUAUUCUUUUUUGUCUAUUUGUUUGAAAAAGUUGCUAAUUUAUCAGUUGGUCAUCCUCCUAUGAUCCAUAACAUAACCAGAUUUGCCUAAUAACUAAGUACUUGGUCCCUGUAGUUACUGCUAUAAUCGAAUGAUGCUUUUGGGAUAUAA
Solanum pennellii is the source of this 1296-nucleotide messenger RNA. Its product is annotated as NADPH-dependent pterin aldehyde reductase. Gene Ontology annotation, cellular component: cytosol. Lineage: Eukaryota; Viridiplantae; Streptophyta; Magnoliopsida; Solanales; Solanaceae. The transcript is spliced from 7 exons. The record is from RefSeq and is a predicted model, not a curated record. Gene Ontology annotation, biological process: folic acid-containing compound metabolic process. Gene Ontology annotation, molecular function: oxidoreductase activity, acting on the CH-OH group of donors, NAD or NADP as acceptor. Bases 50 to 997 code for a protein of 315 amino acids.